CCUACGCAGCUCCUCCCCUCGGCGGCAAGAGCGGUUGGAAGCGAGUAUGGCGGCCCCCGGGGCCGCAGCUACAGACCUAGAGGUGGUUCGAGGCAAGCGCGCCGCCCUCUUCUUCGCCGCGGUGGUCAUCGUGCUGGGGCUGCCGCUCUGGUGGAAGACCACGGAGACCUACCGGGCCCCAUUGCCUUACUCCCAGAUCAGUGGGCUGAAUUCCCUGCAGCUCCGGCUCAUGGUGCCGGUCACUGUCGUGUUUACCCAGGAAUCAGUGCCAUUGGACGACCAGGAGAAGCUGCCCUUCACCGUUGUGCAUGAGAGAGAGAUCCCUCUGAAGUACAAAUUGAAAAUCAAAUGCCGUUUCCAGAAGGCCUAUCGGAGGGCUUUGGAUCAUGAGGAGGAGGCCCUGUCAUUGGGCGGUAUACAAGAGGCAGAAACCAUGUUUGCUGAGCCAUCGGAGCAAGCAGAGGGCUCCUUGACAGUGUACGUGAUCUCUGAACACUCCUCACUUCUCCCUCAGGACAUGAUGAGCUACAUUGGGCCCAAGAGGAUGGCAGUUGUGCGGGGGAUAAUGCACCGGGAGGCCUUUAACAUCAUUGGCCGCCGUGUAAUCCAAGUAGCCCAGGCCAUGUCUUUGACUGAGGACGUGCUUGCUGCAGCCUUGGCUGACCACCUCCCAGAGGACAAGUGGAGCUCUGAUAAGAGGCGGCCUCUCAAGUCCAGCUUGGGCUAUGAAAUCACCUUCAGUUUACUCAACCCUGACCCCAAGUCCCAUGACGUCCACUGGGACAUUGAGGGGGCUGUCCAGCGCUACGUGCAGCCCUUCCUGAAUGCCCUCAGGGCUGUGGGCAACUUCUCUGUGGACUCUCAGAUCCUUUACUACGCAGUGUUGGGGGUAAACCCCCGCUUUGACCCAGCUUCCUCCAGCUAUUAUUUGGCCGCACACAGCCUCCCCCAUGUCAUCAACCCAGUGGAGUCCCGGCUUGGAUCCAGCGCUGCCUCCCUUUACCCUGUGCUCAACUUUCUACUGUAUGUUCCUGAGCUUGCCCACUCCCCCCUGUACAUUCAGGACAAGGAUGGGGCUCCAGUGGCCACCAACGCCUUCCACAGUCCCCGCUGGGGUGGCAUUAUGGUAUACAAUGUGGACCCCAAAACCUACAAUGGCUCGGAGCUGCCGGUGAGAGUCAAGGUGGACAUGGUGCGGGUGAUGGAGGUGUUCCUGGCUCAGUUGCGGCUGCUCUUUGGGAUUGCUCAGCCCCAGAUGCCUCCAAAAUGCAUGUUUUCAGGGUCUAAGAGUGAAGGGAUAAUGAGCUGGGAGCUGGACCGGCUGCUCUGGGCUCGGUCAGUGGAGAACCUGGCCACAGCCACCACCACUCUCACUUCCCUGGCCCAGCUUCUGGGCAAGAUCAGCAACAUUGUCAUCAAGGACGAUGUGGCAUCUGAGGCUCUCAAGAAACAUUGGUUGAAUGUGAAUUGGAAUGAUAUGAAGUAUGAGCAUACCUUUCAUUCUUCGUUCGUAUGUAAGUAAUGGUUUCCUGGUGUCUGUCCUCCUGGGCUCACUGGUCCAUUUUGCUUCCACCUGGCCAUGUGCCCUUCUUGCCUCGAUGUCCUGGAGGGCCCUGUGGUGGCUGGACAUUGUAGGCUGUUGUCCUUCGGUAUGUCCUGGGUUGUCUAGCAGGGGGUCUGGGAGAGAAUAGCUUGUACCAGUGUAAGCCCUCAGAUACUAACUGAUUCAUAAAUUCAAAAAAAGAACAUACAGUUGACCCUUGAACAACAUCGGGGGUGGGGUGCCCACCCUCUGUGCAUUCAAAAAUCAGAGUAUAAUUUAUAUUUGGCUCUGUUGAUCUGCAGUUCCAUAUCCAGAGAUUCAGCCAACCUCCCAUCGUGUAGUACUGUAGUAUUUUCUAUUGAAAAAAAUCCACAAAUAGGUGGUCCCACGCACUUCAAACCCAUGUUGUUCAAGGGUCAACUGUAUUGAGCACAGGCUGCACGGGGCACUGUGCUAGGUAGGUGCUGGGUAUUAUAGAGAACAAAGACAGGAUCUCCACUUUCACCGAACUGGUCUUUUAGGAGGCGGAGUCAGUGAGCAAAUGAAACUAAUUUCAGAUAAUGCAUUAGAAAGAAAAAACAGGCUGAUCAGAUGGUGACUGGGCGUGUUUGAGAGGGUCUCUGAGCAGAUGACAUUUGAGCUGAGACCAGAAGGGCAAGAGGAGGCCAUCUGGGGGAAGAGCAUCCCAGGCAAAGACCCUGAGGCGGGAACUCGCUUGCGGGGCAGAGGGAGGGGGGGGAGUGGCUAGAGCACAGCGAGUAAGAAGGAGAAGGUAGCCAAGACCCCUUAAAAUCCCUAUCGAAAAAAUGAAAGAAGCCCAGGGCGGGCCGCCUCCCUGCCCCGGGUGAGUAGCCCAGGUGGGCGGGCGGUGGGCGGGGCCAGUACCGGGCCCACCCUGGGGGCGGGGCGGUACCUGGGGCCCCUGCCCGGCCGGGGGCGGGGCUGCGGACGCUCCCCCUUCCCUCGGCUCCAGCCGGCGCAGGCAG
Messenger RNA from Balaenoptera ricei (Rice's whale), 2529 nucleotides. RefSeq names its product phosphatidylinositol glycan anchor biosynthesis class S (gene PIGS). Gene Ontology annotation, cellular component: GPI-anchor transamidase complex. NCBI's taxonomy places the organism in Eukaryota, Metazoa, Chordata, Mammalia, Artiodactyla, Balaenopteridae. The transcript has 12 exons. The record is from RefSeq and is a predicted model, not a curated record. Gene Ontology annotation, biological process: attachment of GPI anchor to protein. Bases 47 to 1522 code for a protein of 491 amino acids.